AUAAAUAAAUGCAGUGGCGCGAGACGCCAUAAGAAAGAACAAAAAUCUUAGCCGAUGAGAACCGACGAAAUUGACUUGCACGCUCCACUUUGGCGGGUGGGACUAAAUCUGCCAGUGUUUCUUUUUGUCAUCCUUUCCCUCCCACUUCGGAGACUGGUGCCAGAUUCUCAGCUCUUUGAUGGAUUGGCUGUACCACCGAUAGAGACUGGAGAGAGAAAAUUCCUUCCUGGCCAGCGACAGAGUCAAGCGAGAGCUCAUGACCUUUCACUUUCCCCGUCACCUCUGAGAGACCUCGCCUAUUUAAUAAAACUCAAAAAGCCUGCGCCCCUAAGCCUCUUAUUCUGGAACCUGGGACCUCUAGGAAGUUGCACUUUCAUCCAUCAAUUUCUUGUUCCAAGAGUUUCAAGGCAGAAACAUAGUAUUCAAAAACAGAAAGGCACUCAAAGUCGUAAGACAAUUAUUUUCUCUGGAUGUAAGAGUAAAAGCUGAGAAAUCGAAGGAUUUUGCUGUCUCCUGUGUGAGUGUUGCUAUGAUUGUGUUCUAUGAAGAGCAUGUUUAAUGGGUCUCCUCCCUUUAUGAUCUGUGGGAUGUCGGAGAGCAUUUAUCAUAAGUGGUUUUUUAACCAUAACCAUUUGAAGAUUUCUUGGAUUCAUAAACGAAUCCUGCAAAAAGAUGGUUACUCGAGCUACCCAGCUCCUGUUUUGCCUUCAUCUUCGCCCCCAUAUCCCGGUGCUUUCCACAAAGAAACAGGAUCUUCUUCCUCGUCUGGUACUAGAAUUAGUCCUGCUGUUCUUUUCAUUAUAGUGAUUCUAGCCGUGCUCUUUUUCAUUUCUGGUCUUCUACACCUGCUCGUUAGAUUUCUCGUAAAGCACCCAUCUUCCUCAGCAUCUGAAUCUAGUAGACACCAAGAAAUCUCAACCUCCGAUGCUCUUCAAAGACAACUCCAACAGCUCUUCAAUCUUCAUGACUCUGGUCUGGAUCAAGCAUUCAUUGACGCACUUCCUGUUUUCCAGUAUAAAGAGAUAGUUGGUCUGAAAGAACCAUUUGACUGUGCCGUGUGCCUGUGUGAGUUUUCUGAGAAGGACAAGCUCAGAUUGCUUCCCAUGUGCAGCCAUGCCUUUCAUAUCAAUUGUAUAGACACAUGGCUUCUGUCCAAUUCCACAUGUCCACUUUGUAGAGGAACACUUUUAACUCCUGGUUUUUCAAUUGAAAACCCAAUAUAUGAUUUUGAUGAUUUAAGGGAACAGGAUGGAUGUAACGGGGAAAAUGGGUUCACAACGUUUAGACAGAAGACUGUUGAAAUUGAAGAAACUGUAGAGAAAGGGGUGUUCCCAGUAAAACUUGGUAAAUUCAGAAGGCUGAAUAUGCAGGAGGCAGGGGAGACUGGAGGAGGAGAGACGAGUAGCAGUAAUUUAGAUGCAAGAAGAUGCUACUCAAUGGGAUCUUACCAGUAUGUUCUUGGCAAUUCGGACCUCCGAAUUGCCUUAAACGAGGAGCGACAAGGCCGCGAGGCAAGGCUCACAAAAGGACCAGAACAAUCUGAGAAGCUUUCCAUGGAGGAGGCAAAGAAGAUUAGAAGUGUGAGCAAAGGUGAGAGCUAUUCUGUUUCCAAGGUCUGGCAGUGGUCCAAGAAGAGCAGGUUCUCUUCUUCAUCCGAAGAAGAUCAAGUGGGCAUGCCAUCUUCUCUUAAUGCAGACCUGCCAUGGAUGAGGAAUACAGAAGGGACAUGAAAGAUCUUCCCGGAGAAGAUAGUAGAGUUUGAUAUGUAAUAGCAAAUGUAAGUCUGAUCUUGUUGGUUGCCUUUGUUGCUGCAAACAACAAACACUGGUGUGGAAAAGAAAAGACGUGUCUUUCCAGUCCCAGAGCAUGCAUUCUCUGAGCUUCUUCUUCUUCCUCUUCUAGAUCACCUUAAUUAGUCCGAUGCUGUUACUCAUCAAAUAAUUACAACAGGCAGGUUUACGAUAGUUGAUUAAAUUUCAAAGCAAGCGUUGUGAUUCUGCGGAUCUCGAGGAUAUCUUGUUCUCCAUGGCUUAUGGCGGGAGGCAAGCGCGUUUGCUUUAAUUUGUUGGCUUUUGAGGUGCUCGGUUUCUUUGAAUGCUUUUGCUUUGUUUAAGCCUCUUUUGGGAGAAUGUGAACGCAACUUUUUUUUAA
Prosopis cineraria is the source of this 2151-nucleotide messenger RNA. Its product is annotated as RING-H2 finger protein ATL46-like. Lineage: Eukaryota; Viridiplantae; Streptophyta; Magnoliopsida; Fabales; Fabaceae. The transcript has 3 exons. Bases 543 to 1730 code for a protein of 395 amino acids. The record is from RefSeq and is a predicted model, not a curated record.